AUGCCCCGCGACCCGCGACCCCGCAGCCCCGCGCUGGCGCCCCUCCUGCUGGCCGCGCUGCUGGCCGGCCCUGUGCUGGCCUCGGAGAUCGUGGGAGGCCAGCCGGCCCGGCCCCACGCGUGGCCCUUCAUGGUGUCCCUGCAGCGGCGCGGAGUCCACUUCUGUGGGGCCACCCUGAUCGCCCCGAACUUUGUCAUGUCGGCUGCGCACUGCGUGAAUGACUUUAACUUCCGGUCGGUGCAGGUGGUGCUGGGGGCACAUAACCUGGCACGGAGUGAGCGCACCCGGCAGACGUUUGCUGUCCAGAGGAUCUUUGAAAAUGGCUUUGACCCAAACAACCUGCGGAAUGACAUCGUGAUUCUCCAGCUCAAUGGGUCGGCCACCAUCAAUGCCAACGUGCAGGUAGCCCGGCUGCCUGCCCAGGGCCGCCAAGUGGGUGCUGGAACACAGUGCCUGGCCAUGGGCUGGGGUCAACUGGGCACAAACCGGCCACCACCCAGAGUCCUGCAGCAGCUGAACGUGACUGUGGUGACUGCCCUCUGCCGCACCUCCAAUGUGUGCACCCUGGUACCACGCCGGAAGGCUGGCAUCUGCUUUGGGGACUCCGGAGGGCCCCUGGUCUGCAAUGGGCUGAUCCAUGGAAUCGACUCCUUCAUCCGGGGAAGCUGUGGCUCUGGGGUGUUUCCGGAUGCCUUUGCUCCUGUUGCACAGUAUGCAAACUGGAUCCAGUCUGUCAUUGGCCGCCGUGACGACCGCCCCACCUUCCGCCCUAGGGACCCUGUAAGCAGGAGGCUCUAAUAAGGGCUGCCCUUGUUUCCCUACCUCACCUACCCUUGGUUGGGCCCUUCCAACGCUGCUUCGUUGGGCACCUUCCACAGUAAAAACAAAAACUAAAACUAAAAACAAACCCUUUCUGUAAUAGAAUGCGUGUGUGUGUGCA
Molecule: messenger RNA, 940 nt
Organism: Talpa occidentalis (Iberian mole)
Lineage: Eukaryota; Metazoa; Chordata; Mammalia; Eulipotyphla; Talpidae
Product: neutrophil elastase
Exons: 5
Coding region: 1-798 (265 amino acids)
Biological process (GO): acute inflammatory response to antigenic stimulus; proteolysis
Molecular function (GO): serine-type endopeptidase activity
Source: RefSeq, a predicted model, not a curated record